This is a messenger RNA of Megalobrama amblycephala (Wuchang bream), 6265 nucleotides long. Its product is annotated as transmembrane protein KIAA1109 homolog. The coding region runs from base 91 to 5343 and encodes 1750 amino acids. Lineage: Eukaryota; Metazoa; Chordata; Actinopteri; Cypriniformes; Xenocyprididae. The record is from RefSeq and is a predicted model, not a curated record. The transcript is spliced from 33 exons. Gene Ontology annotation, biological process: synaptic vesicle endocytosis.
UUUGACAGAGCUGUGCUGUUCUGGCUGAACUAUAAGGCUGCCUAUGAUAACUGGAAGGAACAGCGCUUGGCUCUCAACUCGGACAUUCAUAUGGCCACCAAAGAGGUGGUAGACAAACUGCCAGCAAUACAGCAGACCAGCGUCCAGGCCUUCAGCACUCUCUUCCUACAGCUCACUGUCAAUGACCUGGGCAUCUGCCUGCCUAUCACCAACUCCUCACAGGCCAAUCACAGUAUUGAUCUUGACAAUGGCUCAGCACUGGUGUUAACCAUCGAGAGUACGCUAAUAACAGCCUGUUCCUCCGAGUCUCUGGUCAGCAAAGGCCAUUUUAAGAACUUUUGCAUUAGAUUUGCUGAGGGGUUUGAGACGACUUGGGAUGACUGGAAACCUGAGGUCAGAGGUGACCUGGUCAUGAAUGCCUGUGUUGUCCCUGAUGGUACUUAUGAGGUUUGCUCCAGAACGACAGGCCAGGCCUCUGCAGAGAGCAGCAGCGCAGGGACGUGGACCCUUAAUGUCUUGUGGAAGAUGUGUGGUAUCGAUGUGCACAUGGAUCCCAACAUCGGCAAGCGUCUGAAUGCUCUGGGUAACACGCUCACCUCUCUGACUGGUGAAGAGGACAACGAUGACAUCACAGACCUCAACUCGGUCAACAUGGCUGACCUGUCAGACGAGGACGAGAGCGAUGGCAUGUCUCCCCCCAUACACAUGUGUCCUGAAGGUGAUCUCAGCCCCAGACUUUCGUUCAGGAAGCGGCUGGUGAACAGCAUUCUGGGCAUUAGCCCCAGCCCCCCUCCCCUCUCACCUUCUGAGUGUCGUAAUAUUUCUCCAUCAUCCACAAUCACUCGGCUAAAGUCGAGAAGUGUUCGCCUGUCAUCCACAGCCAAUGCAGAACGAACUAGACAUCCCAGACCCCUGUCCUGGGGCUGUGAGUCUGUUGACCUGCGCAGGCAGGCUGUGAUGAGCAAUCAGAUAAUCGACGCUCGUGGACGAAAGUUCUCCAAGCGCCUGGUGGACAUUAGAGAACUCAAUGAGCAGGCCAGAGUCAUUGACGAUCUCAAGAAACUGGGAGCAAGUGAAGGCACUAUUAACCAGGAAAUCCAGCGCUAUCAGCAGUUGGAAUCUGUCGCUGUCAAUGACAUCCGCCGAGAUGUGCGCAAAAAGCUGCGGCGCUCCAGCAUGCGGGCUGCGUCACUGAAAGAUAAAUGGGGUUUAGGGUAUAAGCCCAGCUACAGCAACAGCAGGUCAAAGAGCAUCUCAGCAACAGGCAGACCAGCAGUGAAGAGGUCGGAUAGACCCAGGGACGAUCUGCCAGACAUCAAAGUGGAUGCAGCAUCUCCAGCACCAAGGGUUACCUUCAACAUCGACACGAUGGACACCCCAAACCUAAUCCCAAGUCCAGCUGGCUCUGUAUUUAAGUUCCCGGAGGAGACAGAGGUGGACCUGUUGUCUGUCACCAUUGAUGAUCCUGCCCAUUACCCAUCAUGCUCAGUGUUCAGUGCCCCUGGCACACCCGCAGUCUUUUCACCAACCAUUCCCUUCCAGCCUGAUGACAGUCGCCGCGACGACCUCUCCUCGACAUCGUCAGAGGACUCGGAUAAAGAUGACGAGUUUGACAGGGACAGGCCGCACAGCUAUUAUCGCAGACCAGGGGGCUCUCAGAGGAAGUCAUCUGCACUUUCUGCAUUAUUCAGCGAGCGCUGGCCCAACACACCCCCUCAGCGUGGAGGAUUAGCUCCGCCCACUGAACGGAACAUUGACUUUGAGCUGGACGUGCGUGUCGAGAUUGAUAGCGGGAAGUGUGUGCUGCACCCCAGCACCCAGCCACCUGAGCAUGAAGAUCUCGCGCUGAGGAGGAGUUGUGAGCGGAGCUCGAGGAGUCUGGAUCAGGACUCUCCUCCUAAGAAGCGAAAGCUGCAGCACAGUUUAGGCUCCAGCUCUCAUCUGCUGAAUGCUAAGCGAGUACCCACUUCUUUGCAGAGCAAGGCCAGUGACAUUGAGACCACGGUCUUCUACAUCCCUGGAGUGGAUGUUAAGCUACAUUACAACUCUAAAAUGCUGAAGAUGGAUUCGCCCAAUGCCUCGCGUGGAUCCUCCCUUCCCAGAACCCUUUCCAAAGAGUCCAAACUGUAUGGUAUGAGAGACGCACCCGCACCACCAGUCUCAGGCCCCGGCAAGACUAACACACUCCUCCCUCCCCCUCCCCCUCCUCCCCCUUCAGCUAAAGGUAAGGCAGGUGUAGGGGUGAAGACGGCUAAGCUAUAUGCAUGGGUAGCCCUGCAGACACUACCAGAGGAAAUGGUCAUCAGCCCAUGCCUGCUGGACUUCCUGGAGAAAGCACUGGAGACAAUUCCCAUCACACCAGUUGAUAGGAACUACACAACCCUCAAUGUUCCUGAGGAGGAUGUGGGUCACUUUGAUUCGGUGGAGCCUUUGGAGGAGUCUCAGGUGUCUCUCGUGUCUUCUGCUUCAUAUCCGUACUCCUCCUUCCCUGUGGAUGUGGUAGUUUAUGUCAGGGUGCAGCCAUCUCAGAUCCGGUUCAGUUGUCUGCCCAUGUCUCGAGUGGAGUGCAUGCUGAAACUUCCCUCUCUGGACCUGGUCUUCUCAUCCAAUAGGGGUGAACUUGAGCCCACCAGUGCCACCCAUCCACCUGAGGGUCAACAGACACCUUCCUCCACACCUCCAUCGGUACACAAUGCCAACAGAGUGCCUGGAAGCAAAGGUCCAUCCACAGGGUUAGGCAGUCCUCUGGGGCGGAGUCGCCACCACAGCAGCCAAUCAGAUCUAACAGGCCCACCGAUUAACUCAUCAGGUCUGAGUUUCACUGCCUGUAUGUCAGAUUUCUCCCUGUAUGUGUUUCAUCCUUAUGGAGCCGGCAAACAGAAGUCUGCAGUAACUGGCCUUCCGCCUGGACCAGGACCACUGGGAGCAGCGGAUGAAGAGGCUUCUUCAGUGACAGGCAGGAAAGAUUCUCUAUCCAUAAACUUGGAGUUUGUGAAAGUCAGUCUUUCCAGGAUGAGACGUACAGGAUGUCCAGCAUUUAUUGAUACUUCCAUUGCCAGCAAAGGUGGAAAGAUGGACACCACUCUUAUCAACAUCUCAGCGGUGUGUGAUAUCGGUUCUGCAUCCUUCAAGUACGACAUGAGACGUCUGAGUGAGAUUCUUGCAUUCCCACGAGCUUGGUACCGCAGAAGCAUUGCCAGGAGAUUGUUUCUAGGAGACCAGACCAUUAACUUACCAGCUUCAGGUCCUGCCACGCCGGAUUCAGUGGAGAGCAUCGCCCAGCACCUGUCUCCUGAGUCCAGCCGAAAAGCGUACUGGAGGACGUGGGACGGCCAAUCCACUCAACACCCCUCUGUCUUCACUGAUGCCACACCAAGCCACGCACACCUAAAAUCACCUGCCACAGGACGUUCCCGCAGUGUGUCCGACUCAUCAGCACCACGCAGAGACUCUGUCACCAAGACCUCCACCCCGUCAUUUCGGAAUGGAAAAACAGCAGCAGCGCAGCAGGGUUCGCCAUGGGAGACGCUGGUGGUGUUCGCCAUCAACCUUAAACAGCUUAAUGUCCAGAUGAACAUGAGCAAUGUCAUGGGCAACAAUACUUGGACAACAAGUGGGCUGAAGAGUCAGGGCCGUCUGUCAGUGGGCAGUAACAGAGAUCGUGAGAUCAGCAUGUCUAUCGGACUGGGUCGCUCCAAACUGGAUUCCAAAGGAGGAGUGGUGGGUGGCAACAUUGACGUCAACACACUGGAGAUGGUCUCCCAUAUUUCAGAACACCCAAAUCAGCAGCCCAGUCAUAAGAUCCAGAUCACCAUGGGCUCCACAGAGGCUCGACUGGACUAUAUGGGCUCCAGCAUAUUAAUGGGCAUCUUCAGUAACGCUGACCUGAAACUCCAGGAUGAGUGGAAGGUGAACCUCUGCACAACUGAGGCCAGUCUAUCUGAGAAAAGUGAGAUCUUUGUACACGGAGACCUGCAGUGGGACAUAUUCCAGGUGAUCAUCUCCCGCUCCACCACCCCUGACCUGAUAAAGAUCGGCAUGAAGCUGCAGGAGUUCUUCACACAGCAGUUUGACACCAGCAAGCGAGCCCUGUCCACCUGGGGUCCGGUGCCCUACAAUCCUCCCAAAACCCCGGUCAUCAACAUGGACAAAGGAGCAGCUGAGCUCUAUAUGGAUGCAGCUCAUCACAGACAUUGGCCCAGUGUGUUGAAGAUGGUGGCUGGAUGUCACAUUUCCCUCUUCCAGAUGCCCCUCCCAGAGGAUGCUGUGCAGCUGGGCGGCUCGAUGAGUCUCCAUGGCAACCACAUGACUCUGGCUUGUUUCCAUGGGCCCAACUUUCGUUCCAAGUCCUGGGUGCUGUUCCACCUGGAAGAGCCCAACAUCGCCUUCUGGACUGAAGCACAGAAGAUCUGGGAGGAUGGUUCCAGUGAUGAUUCUACAUAUAUAGUUCAAACCCUUGACUUUCACCUUGGGCAUAAUACCAUGGUAACCAAGCCUUGUGGUGCUCUGGAGAGCCCGAUGGCAACCAUCACUAAGGUUACCCGCCGUCGUCAUGAAAACCCCCCGCAUGGGGUGGCUACAGUCAAAGAAUGGUUCAACUAUGUCACUGCCAUGAGGAACGAAGAGCUGAACUUGUUGCGUAACGUGGAUGCAAACAACUCAGAAAGUGGAGCAGCAGCAAAGAGCUCCAGCCUUCUGAGCGGCUUCAGGGGCUCCUCCAGCUACAACCACGAAACCGAGACCAUCUUCGCCCUUCCCAAAAUGCAACUCGAGUUCAAAUCCAUUCAUGUACAAGACCCAGAGGAACCUUCUCUCAGUGAUGCUGGCAGUAAGCCCAAAGUGGAGUGCAGUGUGGUCACAGAGUUCACCGAUCACAUCUGUGUCACCAUGGAUGCAGAGCUCAUCAUGUUCCUGCAUGACCUGGUGUCGGCAUACUUGAAAGAAAAGGAGAAAGCCCUCUUCGCACCGCGCAUCUUGGCGUCUCGAUCUGGUCAGAAGAGCCCCACCGCGCAGCAGGAUGAAGGCUCAUCAGAGAAGAAGGAAAAGGAAGAGGGAAUAAACUAUACUACAGUGGACUGGAGAGAGUUCCUCUGCAACACAUGGCAUCUGGAGCCCACACUACGGUUGAUCUCGUGGACGGGCCGUAAGAUCGAUCCGGUGGGGGUGGACUACAUUUUGCAGAAGUUGGGAUUCCACCAUGCCAGGACUACUAUUCCCAAGUGGCUACAGAGAGGAGUAAUGGACCCUCUGGAUAAAGUUCUGUCCGUUCUCAUUAAGAAACUUGGCACGGCAUUACAGGAUGAGAAAGAGAAGAAAGGUCAAAGAGACAAAGAUGAGCAUUAACUCAAAUACUUCAAUGUAUUAAUACAUUUCCGCUACCUGGAGCCAUCUGUGUGAAUUUUUCUUUUUCUUUUUUUUUUUUUAACCUUGUAUGAAACCACUGGAUUUGUUGCAAACUACUGUACAGCACUCACAAACACAUCACAGCCAUCGUUAUACUGUGUGAACAUUAACGUUUGCCCUGGUUCAUAUGGCUAUAGCUCUCGGAUGACUGAAAGUGUUUUUUCCUUUUUUGGUUUUGUACAUUUUAAUUUUCAGAUAAAGUAAACAUUGGAUAGCUGCUGCUGCUGCUGAAUGCCAGUUGGACUUUUAACAUGGAUUAAAUGCACUUAUACGUCACUGACACUAACAAAUGAUCAGUGAUCUUAAGCUACAGUAUACAAGUGUGCUCUUGAAAUCGGUUUACAUGAGUUCAGAGGAGCGAUACGCAUCCUGUGUUCUUUCUCUGAGGUGAAUAUACUGCUGAAUAUUGCCAAUCAGACUUUUUAAGUAGUUUAACAUUUUAAGAGCAAACAAUACAGGUAACCGCUGACCGGGUGGUAAAGUGUUCUAUCAGCCAGCAGAGGAAGUGUGAACAUCCCUAUGCCUAAUUAUUCCUUUGAGAGUGACCAAAUUUUAUGAUGCCUGAUUAACAACACAUUUUGAGGGAUGAUAUAGUGGAAAUGCCUCAGAUAUUCCUGUGAAUACAUCAGAACCUCAGAUUGUGCUGUGUAAUGUGAACUGGCCUAUAAAGCAAGGCUCUAACUUAAGUAGACAAACAAAAUGUAAAUAUCUUAAAUGCAUAAGCUGUUACCCAUGUUAGGCCUGUGGUGAUAGUGUUUUUCCUUUUUUCAUAACAAGUGCAAUAGACCAUUGUAUGUACAGAAGUAAAUAUGUUCAAUGUGCUGAUUUCUUAACUGAAUAAAAUCAUUACUACUAAAAUGAA